GUAUCUUGGCUUCUCCCUCUCUCUGUAGUUUUCUUCGUCUCUAUUUGGUUUGUUUUUCUCAGAAGUAUCUUGGCUUCUCUUUCUCUCUGUAGUUUUCUUCGUCUGUACUGGGUUUGUUUUUCUCAGAAGUAUCUUGGCUUCUCCCUCUCUCUGUAGUUUUCUUCAUCUAUACUGGGUUUGUUUUUCUCAGAAGUAUCUUGGCUUCUCCCUCUCUCUGUAGUUUUCUUCGUCUCUAUUUGGUUUGUUUUUCUCAGAAGUAUCUUGGCUUCUCUUUCUCUCUGUAGUUUUCUUCGUCUGUACUGGGUUUGUUUUUCUCAGAAGUAUCUUGGCUUCUCCCUCUCUCUGUAGUUUUCUUCAUCUAUACUGGGUUUGUUUUUCUCAGAAGUAUCUUGGCUUCUCCCUCUCUCUGUAGUUUUCUUCGUCUCUAUUUGGUUUGUUUUUCUCAGAAGUAUCUUGGCUUCUCUUUCUCUCUGUAGUUUUCUUCGUCUCUAUUUGGUUUGUUUUUCUCAGAAGUAUCUUGGCUUCUCCCUCUCUCUGUAGUUUUCUUCGUCUCUACUGGGUUUGUUUUUCUCAGAAGUAUCUUGGCUUCUCCCUCUCUCUGUAGUUUUCUUCGUCUGUACUGGGUUUGUUUUUCUCAGAAGUAUCUUGGCUUCUCCCUCUCUCUGUAGUUUUCUUCGUCUGUACUGGGUUUGUUUUUCUCAGAAGUAUCUUGGCUUCUCCCUCUCUCUGUAGUUUUCUUCGUCUAUACUGGGUUUGUUUUUCUCAGAAGUAUCUUGGCUUCUCCCUCUCUCUGUAGUUUUCUUCGUCUAUACUGGGUUUGUUUUUCUCAGAAGUAUCUUGGCUUCUCCCUCUCUCUGUAGUUUUCUUCAUCUAUACUGGGUUUGUUUUUCUCAGAAGUAUCUUGGUAUCUUGGGUUUGAUACAUUAAUCUCUGAAGUUGUCUUCCCUCCACAGAUCAAGCCCUAUCAGACUGAUAGACAUGUCCUCCUCCUCUCUCCUGUGGUGCCUGCUGGUGGUGUGUGUUCUGACUGUGGUCCAGAUCUAUGCAGCAGAGGAACCUAAAGUCCUCAAGGUGUUCAACCUCAGAGCCAGCGACCUGAACAGCGGCUUGUUCCAGACCCCUGAUGCCUACGUCAAGGUGUUUAUGGGCUCCGGCUACGGCGGGAAGACAGAGGUAAAGAACAACAACCAUGACCCCUGGUGGAAGGAGGACUUCAACUUCUUCAACGCCAUUGAGAACAACCCCAUGAGGCUGGAGGUGUACGACAGUGACGUGCUCUUCGACGACCUGCUGGGGACCUGCGAGCGCUCCAUCAAGAUUGGAACUUGGCAACAUCAAUGUUUCCUGAAGAAGGGAGGGAGCCUGUACUACUCCUACACCCUAGAGCCUCUACAGUAGACCCUGUACUACUCCUACACCCUAGAGCCUCUACAGUAGACCCUGUACUACUCCUACACCCUAGAGCCCCUACAGUAGACACUGUACUACUCCUACACCCUAGAGCCCCUACAGUAAACCCUGUACUACUCCUAUACCCAAGAGCCCCUACAGUAGACCCUGUACUACUCCUACACCCUAGAGCCCCUACAGUAGACCCUGUACUACUCCUAUACCCAAGAGCCCAUACAGUAUACCCUGUAUUACUCCUACACCCUAGAGUCCCUACAGUAGACCCUGUACUACUCCUACACCUUAGAGCCUCUACAGUAGACCCUGUACUACUCUUACACCCUCUUUAGUAAACCCUGUACUACUCCUACACCCUAGAGCCUCUACAGUAGACCCAGUACUACUCCUACACCCUAGAGCCUCUACAGUUGACUCCAUACUACUCCUACAUUCUAGAGCCUCUACAGUAAACCCUGUACUACUCCUACUCCUAGUACUACCCCUACACCCUAAACGCCUACAGUACACCCUAGAGCUCAUUAGACCCCUUCCACAUAGUUAAAACAACUUUUAUUAUUGAUAGUCCUAUAUCCAGUAGAGGCCUCUUGUUAUCUACAGCAACGUCUGGUCCCAUGGUCUCUCUCCUCUCAUCUAUAUUUACAACAACGUCCCAUUUCGGAUCCCUCAUCUGUUACAUGGAUUUCUAAUUCUCCUCAAACUGAGCUGAAAAACCGUCCUCCCCCUGACCUCAUCCUUAGGCUCAUCAUAACAGACUAGAUUCUAGAACAUUGAGCAGUACAAAACUCCACCUCCACCUUACAGUUAGUGUAUUGUAAUUAGUGUCUACACUGAUGUCUCUCUCUCAGUCUCCCACUUUGUGUAUUUAACUGAUUUGGGUAUAAAUCAGAUCUCAGGGGAUCAGGGACCAUGCAUGACAAACAGUUCACCAGAUUUAAGACUGUCCAUGCACCAGAUUUAGGACUGUCCAUGCACCAGAUUUAGGACUGUCCAUGCACCAGAUUUAGGACUGUCCAUGCACCAGAUUUAAGACUGUCCAUGCACCAGAUUUAAGACUGUCCAUGCACCAGAUUUAAGACUGUCCAUGCACCAGAUUUAAGACUGUCCAUGCACCAGAUUUAAGACUGUCCAUGCACCAGAUUUAGCAACAUACAACUGCUUAUUUCCAGUAAACGUGAUCAUAAAACAUGGGUUCUGUGUCUGUUUAUCUCGUGAAAUGCAGUAAAGAAGUUGACCUCUUGUCACUAUGAUUGUACUGUUAUGCUCCUUCUAGCUCUGUGUCUGAUUGGCUCUGUCCAACUGUCACUUCCGUGCUCACUCUACCAUGGCAUCAAUUAAUAAAAACUAGAUUCACUGCACAGGG
Oncorhynchus mykiss (rainbow trout) is the source of this 2770-nucleotide messenger RNA. Its product is annotated as perforin-1-like. Gene Ontology annotation, cellular component: membrane. Lineage: Eukaryota; Metazoa; Chordata; Actinopteri; Salmoniformes; Salmonidae. Gene Ontology annotation, biological process: immunological synapse formation; T cell mediated cytotoxicity; defense response to virus. The record is from RefSeq and is a predicted model, not a curated record. Gene Ontology annotation, molecular function: wide pore channel activity.